ACGAGGAUGCAACCGCGCAGUGCAUAGUGUCGCCGUGGGAACCGGAGACAGGGCUGGACAGCAGGGGAGAGAGAGCGAGGGAUAGAAAGACAGAAGGAGGCGGAAAAAGUGAGCGAGAGACAGAAGGAGAGAACGAGCCGCAGUCGGUGUUCACUUUUUGGGAUUCUACAUUUUCUUUUUACCGCAUCGUCGUUGGAGUGUAAAUGAAGAGACCGUACCGCGUUAAGACCAGACACUGACGGAGCACCAUGGAGAGUAAAGGCAGCCGCUGCAAGAUCGUGGUGGUCGGAGACACGCAGUGUGGCAAAACAGCACUCUUACAUGUAUUUGCUAAAGAUUCAUACCCUGAGAAUUACGUUCCCACGGUUUUCGAGAACUACACGGCUAGUUUUGAGAUCGACAAACAGCGGAUUGAGCUGAACAUGUGGGACACCUCAGGUUCCUCGUACUAUGACAACGUCCGGCCCCUGGCCUACCCUGACUCAGAUGCCGUGCUCAUCUGCUUCGACAUCAGCCGCCCUGAGACACUGGACAGCGUGCUCAAGAAGUGGCAGGGCGAGACUCAGGAGUUUUGCCCCAACGCCAAAGUCGUCCUGGUGGGCUGCAAGCUGGACAUGCGAACAGACCUGAACACGUUAAGGGAGCUCUCAAAGCAGAGGCUCAUCCCUGUCACUCAUGAGCAGGGCACCACGCUGGCCCGGCAAAUAGGGGCGGUGGCCUAUGCAGAGUGCACCUCCAAGAUGUCGGAGAACAGCGUGCGGGAUGUCUUCCACGUCACCACGCUGGCGUCGGUCACGCGUUUGCACAAUCCCCAGCUGAAGCGCAGUAACUCGCGGCGAGGCCUGAAGCGAGUCUCCCAGCAGCCGGGCCGGACUGAGCUCCUGGACAAUCCUCCAGCCAUGAGGAAGGACCGAGCCAAGAGCUGCAUGCUCAUGUAGAGCGCCCCCGCCAGACUGAACCAGAGAAAUAUAUCUACAGAUUAAAAAAAAAAGAAAUAUUACAAAUGAACUUUAUUUAUUGUUUUAAUCGUUCUUUUUUUUCUUUGCACUGUUGAGGAGAACCUGGAAAGAUAAGGAAUAGGAUGCUCUGGAGAUUUUUUUUGCAGCUUUUUCCGUUGUCAUUUUACUUUCUUUGGGAGGGUAUAGACAGGGUGACAGCAAACCCACAGAACCUAGAGGGCAAUAUUUACAUGAGACUGAUUGUCUUGGGAACAUAUUAACUGUCACUAUGCUUUGCCAUCAGUCAUGGCUACGCUAGCCAGCUGAUAAUGUGCUAAAAUUUUAAGCAUGGAAAGGGAGAAAAUGAGAGAGGAUGAAUUUUGAUGAGAAAGAUACCAGACACUAAUGGAUAACUUGAAGAAGAAAGGAGGAGUGGAGGUGGUUUUGUGGUGGGACAUUUCCUUCUCUGGUAACCUCCUGGAGCCACAGCUGCAGCCUUACAUGUCACUUCCUUUCCUGAGAAGCCAUUUCCUGUGUAGAAUUCAUAAACGAAAAAAUAAAGGCACAGCUGGGUUAAGGAUCAGGAAACAAGGAUUGCGCCUAGAAUAAUGGGAGAGACAAAACUGUGAAAGUCUGAAAUAGUCUUAGACAAUGACUUAAAAAAAUGUUUUGUUCUGUUUUUGUUGAGUUUCGGACAUUGGAGGAUAUGACAUCGGUCAACGUCUCACUAAUUCUCUAAACCACAAGUGCUUUCAAGAUGAAGUCACUUUAUAAAUAUAUAUAUUCAAUUGUUUUUAUU
Molecule: messenger RNA, 1737 nt
Organism: Megalops cyprinoides (Indo-Pacific tarpon)
Lineage: Eukaryota; Metazoa; Chordata; Actinopteri; Elopiformes; Megalopidae
Product: rho-related GTP-binding protein RhoN-like
Exons: 5
Coding region: 249-938 (229 amino acids)
Biological process (GO): small GTPase-mediated signal transduction
Molecular function (GO): GTPase activity; GTP binding
Source: RefSeq, a predicted model, not a curated record